AUGUGGCAUCCCGCUCUGACAGCCUUCGGGGUCCUACACUUCGCAUCCUUUAUUAAUCUUUUCACUUCCAAUGCAUUGCGCGUUGCAAAAACAGUAUUGAUGCGGCACACUGUCGGCUUACGCACCGACUUGACAACCAUCUUCCCCCCCCUCGCCCAAAGUAACGCUAUCCAAUACGAGCGCCGCAACCCAGCAGUCAAAACACCGGGAAUCCGAGUCCCGCGCGAAGGUCUCGAAUACUACAACCUUACCUCUGUACCUGUGGCAGAUGUGUUCGGGCCACGCGACAGAGCUGGGCGCGCACCAUGGGUUGCACCGCAUGAAAUCGAUCGGGCGAUGAAAUACAAAGACGACUAUCUACUACACAUCAGGGAUUGGCGGAGAUAA
Molecule: messenger RNA, 387 nt
Organism: Letharia lupina
Lineage: Eukaryota; Fungi; Ascomycota; Lecanoromycetes; Lecanorales; Parmeliaceae
Exons: 5
Coding region: 1-387 (128 amino acids)
Source: RefSeq, a predicted model, not a curated record